Phaeodactylum tricornutum CCAP 1055/1 is the source of this 375-nucleotide messenger RNA. RefSeq lists its product with no specific name. Gene Ontology annotation, biological process: zinc ion transmembrane transport. Gene Ontology annotation, cellular component: membrane. The transcript has a single exon. Gene Ontology annotation, molecular function: zinc ion transmembrane transporter activity. NCBI's taxonomy places the organism in Eukaryota, Bacillariophyta, Bacillariophyceae, Surirellales, Neidiaceae. The record is from RefSeq and is a predicted model, not a curated record. The annotation marks the transcript as partial.
CGUGUUGCUAUGCUGCUCUUCGUAUCAAUUGCGGUGCACAAUUUUCCGGAAGGGUUGGCUGUCGCUGCUUCUAGUAUUCAUUCCCCGAGGCUUGGAGUUACGACUACUGUUGCUAUUGCUUUGCACAAUAUCCCGGAAGGAAUUGCGAUCGCAAUUCCUUGUUUAGCAGCUCGCCCUGACCUACCAUGGUUAGCCUUUUGGUUGGCGACUCUCUCGGGCCUUGCUGAGCCUUUAGGUGCUGCAGUGGCAUUGAUUGCGCUACACGAAGUCAAGGAAGUGAGAAAUGAUCCUUCAUAUAUAUCUAUGAACAAUGUAUUGGCGUUUGUUGCCGGUAUUAUGAUCAUGGUCGCGAUAUUGGAGCUCUUUCCGGAAGCA